GCUAUAGAGAGUUUUGUUUCCUUUUUUUUGUUUUUUUUUUUCCUUUUCAAUUUUUUUUCUUCUUCAUUUGUUGUUUGUUUUCCUCGAUUCGAUUGCGUCUGCAAACGCGCCAACGGCUAUUUUGUCCCCCCGGAGCCGGAGCUCCUUAACGUCGAAACCCUAAUUUCCUCCAUGUCCUUCUCAUCGUCGAUUUUACCCAAUUUUGUUUGAAUUUCAGAAAGCAAUCGAAGUGUAUCGAGUGAUUUCAACGUGAAAAGGUAGAGAGAGUUUGGGGUUCGAUUAGUGUGGGUUGUGAUAUUAUGAAAAUGACGGAGAUGGAGCAGCCAAAGAAAGUUGCUGAUAGGUAUCUCAAACUUUGGCAGACGGGACAAACUGUAGCAAUAAAGAAGAUAAGGCUAGGUAAACAAAGGGAAGGUGUCAAUAUUACAGCUCUCAGGGAAAUCAAAAUGCUCAAAGAGCUAAAGCAUCCACAUAUAAUUCUGCUGAUUGAUGCGUUUCCUCACAAGGAGAACUUGCAUCUUGUUUUUGAGUUCAUGGAGACUGACCUCGAAGCUGUCAUCCGCGAUUCGAACAUAUUCCUAUCACCCGCCGACAUCAAAUCUUACCUCCUCAUGACGUUUAAAGGACUUGCUUAUUGCCACGAUAAAUGGGUUUUGCACAGGGAUAUGAAGCCAAAUAACUUGUUAAUAGGAGUUGAUGGACAGCUGAAGCUUGCAGAUUUUGGGUUAGCACGUAUAUUUGGUAGUCCAAAUCGUAAAUUUACUCACCAGGUGUUUGCUAGAUGGUACAGAGCACCAGAACUUUUGUUUGGUGCAAAACAAUAUGGUGCUGCAGUUGAUGUUUGGGCAGCUGGCUGCAUAUUCGCCGAACUUUUGCUACGCAGACCAUUUCUUCAGGGAAACAGUGAUAUCGAUCAAUUAAGCAAAAUAUUUGCUGCCUUUGGAACACCAAACGCAGAUCAGUGGCCUGAUGUCACAGACCUUCCAGAUUAUGUAGAGUAUCAAUUUGUCCCGGCACCGUCUCUACGUUCUUUAUUCCCAGCAGUUAGUGAUGAUGCUCUCGACUUGUUGUCCAAAAUGUUUACCUAUGACCCAAAGGCUAGAAUCUCCAUUGAGCAGGCUCUAGAACACAGGUACUUCACUUCUGCACCUGCUCCUACUGACCCGGCUAAGCUCCCGAAGCCAAUUCACAAGCAGGAUGGUAUAUCCUUUGACGGUAAACGUGAGGCCAUUACAGUGUUAUCACCACCACGUAAGUUUAGAAGAGUGAUGCCUGAGCGUGGGAGGGUUGAUAGUUUGAAGUCUCAUGUUGACAAGGAUCAACAAGCACCCAUGUCAUUAGAUUUUACCAUCCUUGUUGAGCGACCUCCAAACCGGCCAACUAUCACCAGUGCUGAUAGAACCCAUCUGAAGAGAAAACUCGAUCUUGAAUUCUAAUAAGACUGUUGGUUUCGCACUCUUGCCUCGUUCUCCAAUUUCAUGUUCUGGUGAGACCACAACAUUGUUAAGUUGUCAAUUUACUGCUGCUUGUGUAAGCUGGCGAUUUAUACCUUUUCAUUUUUUUAGCUUAAUUACAAACCAGAGGGAUCCUAAAUUCACAAUGAUAAUAUUUUGUUGUCCAAUAGGGUUUAUUCAUUGUAAACUGAUCAUCCUGUACUAUGUCGUCUAUGAUUAUAAAGCUUUCUUCUACU
This is a messenger RNA of Camelina sativa (false flax), 1690 nucleotides long. NCBI's taxonomy places the organism in Eukaryota, Viridiplantae, Streptophyta, Magnoliopsida, Brassicales, Brassicaceae. The record is from RefSeq and is a predicted model, not a curated record.